Messenger RNA from Rhodamnia argentea, 878 nucleotides. Its product is annotated as probable 3-beta-hydroxysteroid-Delta(8),Delta(7)-isomerase. Gene Ontology annotation, cellular component: membrane; endoplasmic reticulum. The record is from RefSeq and is a predicted model, not a curated record. The coding region runs from base 91 to 753 and encodes 220 amino acids. The transcript has 4 exons. Gene Ontology annotation, molecular function: cholestenol delta-isomerase activity; C-8 sterol isomerase activity; steroid Delta-isomerase activity. NCBI's taxonomy places the organism in Eukaryota, Viridiplantae, Streptophyta, Magnoliopsida, Myrtales, Myrtaceae. Gene Ontology annotation, biological process: sterol biosynthetic process.
CAGUCUUGCGGAGACCCUCACAAAAGGAGCAGGAGGCUUCCGGUUUGAGUGUCAACUCGUUAAGGCAAAGGCGGAAGAGAGCUGAAGAAAAUGGAAGCCACUCGGAGUCCUCACCCUUAUGUCCCCAGAGAUCUAAAGCUCCCUGGUUAUGUGCCAAAUUUACUUUCACAAUUGAGCAUCCUCGGUAUCUAUGGCAUUGCUUCGGUGCUUGUUGCCGCCUUCAUUUGGUUUAUUUCCGGUAUGCCUUUUCCUCUUCUAGACAAAGUGCUCAUGUGCUGGUGGGCAUUCACAGGCCUUACUCACAUGAUUCUCGAGAGUUAUUAUCUUUUCUCGCCAGAAUUUUACAAGGAUGAAUCUGCCUUUUACCUGUCUGAAGUUUGGAAAGAAUAUAGCAAAGGCGACUCGAGAUAUGCAGGAAGGGAUUCAGUAAUUGUGACCCUUGAAAUACUUGCUGUUGUUUUAGUGGGUCCAGCGAGCCUCCUCGCAGUGUAUGCAAUAGCAAAAGGAAAGUUGUAUAGCUACAUUCUCCAGUUCGCAGUAUCCUUGAUUCAUCUCUGUGGAACUGCUGUGUAUUUCAUAACAGCUUUGCUGGAAGGUGAUGACUUCGCUGCCAGCCCGUUCUAUUACUAUUUUUACUUUGUUGUCAUAAAUUCCUUCUGGAUCGUGAUACCCACAGCCAUAUGCAUUAGAUGCUGGAAGAAAAUAUGCGCAGCAUUCAAUAACCAGGGCCAGAAAAAAGUGAAAAGCCGCUGAGGCAGAUGUUACUGCUUGUUACGAGAUCAAUGUAGCAUUGAUCUGUGGAUUUCGUCCUGCUCGAUAAGCUUAUUUAAACUUUCCCAUUGACUGAUCUUUAGCAAUAACAUUGAAUAUGCAUUUUG